CGACACAGCUGAGAUUGUUUUCUGCAGAGGAAGCUGCUGUUCCUGUUGGUACGAUCAGCCCCGUCUUUGCCCGCGGAAUGAAGCCACACUUUGUGCGUUCACCGAGGACGACAUGAGCAGAACAACGCCGUCCGUGUGAUUGUUGUAGGGAGCAGGAAAGAAAGAGAAAGAGGGGGGGUGGGAAUCCUGGCUGAACGAGCCGGAGCGGAUGUUCCUGUAAUCUAUUUGAACCAGACUCUGACACCGUCUGGAAGCCAAGCCUUUAAAGUGCCAAAUGCCCAGAUUAGAGGACCACUGCUGGAGCUGCUCUUGUUCACCGAAGACUGAGACCAAGCAUUCGUCCGGAGCGAACGGGUUCGCCUCCAGAGCUGAAGAGAUGAUGUCCAUCAUCACCGCGAUGCUCAGCAGCGCCUACGGCUCCCUGCUCGACGUCCGCACCGCCAACCUCAUCCGCAGGGGUCUGGUCCUCUUCACGGUGGGGGUGUUUCUGGCGCUGGUGCUCAACUUGCUGCAGAUCCAGAGGCAUGUCACUCUGUUUCCAGAGGAGGUGAUGACAACUCUGUUUUCAUCCGCUUGGUGGAUCCCACCGUGCUGCGGGACAGGAGCCGCUGUUAUCGGCCUUCUGUACCCCUGCCUCGACAGCCAUUUGGGAGAGCCGCACAAGUUCAAGAGGGAGUGGGCCAGUGUGAUGAGAUGCAUCGCAGUGUUUGUCGGUAUCAACCACGCGAGUGUUAAACUAGACUUUGCCAACAACGUGCAGCUCUCCCUGACCCUGGCGGCCUUGUCUUUGGGCCUGUGGUGGACAUUUGACCGCUCCAGGAGCGGCUUUGGCCUGGGCAUCACCACCGCCUUCCUGGCUACGGUCAUCACACAGCUGCUGGUCUACAACGGCGUUUAUCAGUACACAUCCCCAGACUUCUUGUACGUGCGCUCCUGGCUCCCGUGUAUAUUCUUCUCAGGCGGUGUUACUGUGGGUAACAUCGGACGGCAACUGGCCAUGGGGGGCGUUGAGAAACCCCACAUGGACUGAACGGCGAGCUGCACAUCUCCUAAAGAGGCAAGGAUAAAGCGAGGAACAGUUUGAGCAGAAAUGGAUUAACGGGAUGGGGAGGGAAUGAGAAGGAUAACCUUAGGAAAAACUGACUCCUUGUUUUUUUUUUUUGUUUUUUUUUUGACUCCAUCCUGGUCAAUUAUGCCCUGUCAGCUAACGUGCCAUGUCCUCCGAAACCUCCUCACAGCCAAACGAAUCGUCAUUCCUGUUGUCCUCCAAUAGCAUUAAGGCAUCCUUCACACACAACAGGAGGAUGGACUUUGCCUUGUUUUGCUUUUUUUUUUUUUUUUGAUGUGACGAAUGGACACACAAUAUAUAUAUUCUUUUUUUUACAUGAAGUGGAUUCCUUUGUGUGCGAAUGUUUGAGCGUGGAUGUAUUGUUGGUCUUUGCAGAAAAGACGCAAUGAUGUUGCAAAGAUCUUUUUUUUGCCUGACAUGGUAUGGUCAUAAAAGGGAAAUAUAGUUUAAAUGAUGACGCACCUGUCUUCACUCUUAAAUAGAAACAUGUUCGUAGGCAUUUCAUGUUCCCGGUCAAACCAAAUUGAAGUAUUUAUUUUUGGAAAGUUUUCACUAAACUAGCAAAGUGUGUGUGGGAUACGGUUUGACGCUUUCCGGUUUUUGAGGAAUAGUCUGGGGGAAUCAUUUGCUUUCUUUCAAAUUUAGCCAUGAGUCUGCCGUUUUUGCCAAGAACCUUCUUUGAGAAGACGUCUGCGUUUGCAAAACUCUGCACGUUAAUUGUCCAAUCUGAAAUAUGCAACAAUUACACAGCGUUGUCACCGACCCAUAGAAGAUGCAGGGCUUCAGAUUUAUUGCUCCAUAGUGGAUCUGAGAUUCAAAACUGGUAUUUUUUUUUUUUUUUUUUUUUUUUUUUUUUAAAUCAAAAUUUCUCAUUAGAAUAGAUUGGGCUCAGCUGUUUAAGAGUAACUGCGUGUUCCUGUGCAGUUAAUUUAGACUUAAUUUACAUUUUCCAGAGCCUUGUAAUUCUACGAGCAGUUUAUUAGCUGUAGUUCUUUCACUUCAGCAAAGUUGGAGUAAAGUUGGAGUUUUAUGCGAAGGCCGUGAAGACUUGACCUGAUAUGAGUAAAUAAUUGCUUAUUUCUUGCAUCAGGCCUCGCAGGCUCUUGGUUCUGCAGCUGGACUCAUUUUUAAGAGUUUCUAAUUUGGAAAUUGGGCUUUGAACAUGGGGAGGAAAAACAUGUUUGCUUAGCUUUUCUGCAAAUGCUAAAACAAGGCUUGUUGUUUGGUAAGUUUCAGGAAAAACAAAAAAGAAGAAAACUUUAGCUCAUGGAGUUCAGCUUUGCAUUUGUUUUCAGGGUUUUAGUAGAAAGCAAAUGGUUUCCCACAGCGUUGAUUCAUGUAGAUGUUGGUAGAUGGAAGAAAAAGCAAAAAGGGGCGGUAAGUGAAAAGUGCCAUUGUUCAGAGUAUUCUGCAUUAACUGAGUGUAAGCACAUGCAUUUGGGUUGAUGAGGUGCACUGUAAGAUAUCUGGGGUAUAAACCUCUCAGCCUCCUCUUUGAAUUUGAUCUUGUUUUUGCAUGUAAAAAAAAUAUAUUAUUGAUUCACAGUUGGCUGUCGGUACAUUACAAAAAAAUUUGAGACUGUAUUUUAUACUGUUUUUAGUUGCAGGCAAAUACAAAACAAAAAAACAGGAUUAUAAUUGGAAGGAAACGAGAACGUACCACAAGUAUAUCCACCUGUAGAAGCGAAAUGUCAUGUGUUCACACUCAUUUUUCCAGACGAAUUAAAAAAAAAAAGGUAUCUCUGAUAGUUGGGGAACACACGCCGAUCAAAUGUGCGGGCAGGACAUUAUUACUUAAGAUUUGCAAUCUGUGAUUGCCUGUGUUUUUAUAGAAUUUAGUGCUUUUGUCACUAUAAGGUUUUAGUUUUCUCUUUUUGUGUAAAGAUGACUUCAUUAGUGCUUCUGUGUGUUUAAAAAAAAAAAAAAAA
Messenger RNA from Fundulus heteroclitus (mummichog), 2997 nucleotides. RefSeq names its product insulin induced gene 1 (gene insig1). NCBI's taxonomy places the organism in Eukaryota, Metazoa, Chordata, Actinopteri, Cyprinodontiformes, Fundulidae. The coding region runs from base 275 to 1030 and encodes 251 amino acids. Gene Ontology annotation, cellular component: endoplasmic reticulum; SREBP-SCAP-Insig complex. The record is from RefSeq and is a predicted model, not a curated record. Gene Ontology annotation, biological process: SREBP signaling pathway; cellular response to insulin stimulus; cholesterol biosynthetic process. The transcript is spliced from 6 exons.